Messenger RNA from Cryptomeria japonica (Japanese cedar), 2463 nucleotides. RefSeq names its product protein PHOSPHATE STARVATION RESPONSE 1. Bases 297 to 1949 code for a protein of 550 amino acids. The record is from RefSeq and is a predicted model, not a curated record. NCBI's taxonomy places the organism in Eukaryota, Viridiplantae, Streptophyta, Pinopsida, Cupressales, Cupressaceae. The transcript is spliced from 9 exons. Gene Ontology annotation, molecular function: DNA-binding transcription factor activity; DNA binding.
UUUUAACGAGGAGCCAUGAACUAGGUGACAGGUCAUAGGCCUAAUUAACAAGUAUUAGAUGGCGUGCAUAGGUGAUGCCAUAAUUGAUAAUUUCGAGGGGGGAAAUUUGGGAAGGACAAAUACUAAAAAUUUGCACCCAAUGUUGCAGAUUUAAGGUUUCAUGGUUGCUGUUUUAUAGCUUCGGGAUUUGUUAAACUGGGAAGCAAAAACAGUACUGUGAAAGGUUGCUUGUGAAUGCUGAGUUUCAGUAGAGCCUCUAGUUGCUGACUGCAAUUUCAGAAAAAAAUCAAGAGUUGAUGAGCUCUCGGAAAUUGGAUAGUGAGCAGCUUGAAGGGUUCAUUACAGGACACAAAAAUGCUGUCCAAAGUGUUCCCGCUCUCGUUGAUCAUCAAAUCUCCAAUGCCGGUAAGUGUGAGUAUCCGACUUCUGUUCAACAGCCUCCCCUGCAGGCAUUAUCAUCCAAUUCUUCCGAAGCAAUGGAUUUUCGCGGAACAAAAUCCCUUACUCCAUUUUCAUUAUCCCCGCUAGAGAAGAAACUGAAUUCUGCACCCGAGUCCCCAAAUCUCUCUGCUUUGACAGAUGUUGUUGAUGUCGAGAACGUUUGUUCCCCUUCAACGUUUUGUACUAAUUUGCAUUUCUCUCCCUCCUUAAUCUUACAACAUCAACAUCCAACUGUUGCCCUCCCUUUCCUUGCUCAUCCAUCAGAUUCUUCACCGGGCUCUUCUGUGAUGCCGCCCUGUGAAUUUGCAUUUGCUCAGUCUAUGUUUAGUGGGGAUUAUAUGCAACAAAGCUAUCUUGAUACAGAUUCUGGGAAUCAUUUAGAAGAUUUUUUGAACUUCCCCGAGGCCGACUCUGAAUGUAGUCAGUAUGAUCAAAGCGCUGCUAAUAGUGGACUGGUUGUUGGCGAUCAUACUGAGACUGCAGACUGGUCAGAUUGGGCGCAGCAACUAGUUCCUGAGGACUCCUCUUCGGCUGCCAGUUGGCCCAACUUCCUUCUUGUGGAAGGUGGUGGAGAUCCUGGCUUGAAUACAAUAUAUCAGGUCCAAAAUUUUGCAAACGCAGCCUCGGUUUUAUCCCAGAGGCAGCACCCCGAGGAGUUCCUUGUCCGUACGGAUGGCAAUCAAUUGGCUUCAAGCUCGACAUCCUCUGAAACUGGGUCUUCUAACAAGCCGCGGUUGAGAUGGACUCCAGAACUACAUCAAAGAUUUGUGGAAGCUGUUACAGAGCUAGGUGGUGCUAAUAAAGCAACACCAACAGGUGUUUUACGGAUUAUGAAGGUGGAGGGCUUGAAAGCAGAUCACGUGAAAAGUCACUUGCAGAAAUAUCGGACUGCCAAACACAUUCCAGAUCAAACAGAAGUCAAAACUUCUUGCAGUGCUGGACAUGAGGAAAACAAUUCUUCUGACAAUGUAGCAGUUUUGGACCUAAAAAUGGGAAUGCAAAUAACGGAGACAUUGGGGGAGCAGAUGGAGGUCCAAAAGCAGUUACACGAGCAGCUUAAGAUCCAAAGGUCGUUGCAGUUGCAGAUAGAAGAAAACGGAAGAUAUCUGCAGAAGAUGCUUGAAGAGCAACAGAAAACAAACGACUCAGUAAAGAGUCAAAACCUCUCUGUUCUCAUAGGUUCUUUGGUACAGUCUUCUGAUGUUGUAGUUGAUUUUGGAACUAUUCCUGCUGGGAAUAUGGAGACAGUGCAGAAAGAGAAGAGUUAUCUAAAACAUCCAGAUUCCAAAUCUGUGCACGAAUCACUUCCAGUUGUUGGCAAGACUUUGAAAGAUGACACUAAAAAAAUAUUGUUUGAGUCAGUUCUCGAGUCCAAAGAUCAAUCAAAAUCCCCACCUGCGAAACGUAUUAAAACAGACACUGAGAACACAAGCAUGGAUACACUAGGGAAUGCAUUUGCAGGACAUGGACUACCUUCCAAAAGUGCUGGCAAUGAAACGUCGCAGUAGAUUGAAUCUCGGCACUUGAAUGGGACUCACUGAAAUGAAAUCAGACCUAAGUGCAGAAUUACUGGUAGCAUGAUGAGCAUUGCAGGACAUAGAGUCCACAGCCUUAGGUCUAUGCAAGUUUUUUGCUGUAAGAUAAAAUGUUAACUUUGGAAGUGGUUUAUUCAAAUUGGUAAAGAAUAUUUCCUGCAUGCAUGAAGUAUGCAGGAAAUCAAACAUUUGGGUGUGGUUAGGUCCAUUUAAAGAAUAUUCAAUUUGAUAAAUGUGAAGCUCAAUUCUAAAGCUUUCCAAGAGCCAAUCUGAGAAAAAUUUUCACAAAUAGCGAUUGCCUAGGGAUAAGAACCAACUUGAACCUGUCACUGUAUCCAGGUUAUCGUUUUAACAUAUUGUUCUAUUAGCUGAUUUAAGAGUAUCUGAAAUGCUUUUCUCUAAAGGUAGAGAUAACUAGGAUGGCCUCUACUCACAAAAGUUGUGACAAAUUACUGUAUCAAUGAAAAUUUAUACCCAAAAUUGAGAA